AUGGAAAUGGAAGAAACAGUGUCCGAUGCAAUACAUCAAGUAGACAACGUGUUCCCCCACGGGACCAAUGUUGACCUGGAGCCGGACAAUGACAUUGACGACGCCGAGAUGCAGAGCCUUCCGGGAAGUGACGUCGACUCUGCCCUGGGAGAGUCCGAGGCAUGGCCAUCGUCUACUGCAUCCCUUCGGUCGAGCAUAGUACGAGCGCGAGAGGAAAACGGCCGCAUAUAUCACGGAUACAAGGAUGGAAAAUACGUCCUGCCCACGGACCAGGAAGAGCUUGACCGACAGGCAUUUCAGUAUCAGCUUUGUCAGCUCACCUUUGAGAAUAGGCUUAACUUUGCUCCAGUCCAUCAGCCGCACAGGGUCUUGGAUGUUGGGUGCGGCAUUGGAUUAUGGGCAAUCGAUUUUGGAGAGGAACACCCUGAAUCCGAAGUAGUGGGCGUAGAUCUGUCACCCGUCCAGCCAGGCUUCACACCACCCAACGUCCACUACGAGAUUGACGACCUUGAAGAGGAAUGGAGCUUCUCAAGAAAGUUUGACUAUGUACACAGCAUGAUGAUGACGGGCGCUUUCAAGGAUUGGCACAACUUCCAUCGGCAAGCUUUUGACAACCUUAACUCUGGGGGAUGGCUUGAGAUCCAGGAUAUUGACUUCCCUAUGAAGUGCGACGAUGGGACAAUAUCGGCAGACUGUGACCUAGGCAGGUGGAAUGAGCUGAUGAUGGAAGCUGGUAGAAGAUCCGGCUUCCUGCUGGACACCUGCGGCAGGGCAGCGGAAAUGAUGACCAGCGUCGGCUUCGUCGACAUCGUGCGCAUCCAGUUCAAGUGGCCAAUCAACCAGUGGCCGCGGGAUGUCAAGCACAAAACACUCGGGCUCUGGACCGAGGCCAAUUUUAGCGUCGGACUCGAGUCCAUGACGCUGGCUCUUUUCACCCGUUUCAUGGGCUGGAAAAAAGAAGAAGUAUGGGAUUUUAGCGCGAGGGUGAUUGCGGAGUGGCGAGAUAUCAGAAGGCAUGGGUAUUUUGACGUUGUCUUGCUCGAGCAAACGCGGCUCUUGACCGUCCGGCAGGUCAAGUACGGCGCCAAGCCAGCCUUGUGA
Messenger RNA from Colletotrichum graminicola M1.001, 1101 nucleotides. Its product is annotated as methyltransferase domain-containing protein. Gene Ontology annotation, molecular function: methyltransferase activity. The record is from RefSeq and is a predicted model, not a curated record. The transcript has 9 exons. NCBI's taxonomy places the organism in Eukaryota, Fungi, Ascomycota, Sordariomycetes, Glomerellales, Glomerellaceae. Bases 1 to 1101 code for a protein of 366 amino acids.